Cucurbita pepo subsp. pepo (vegetable marrow) is the source of this 1717-nucleotide messenger RNA. Its product is annotated as putative F-box protein At1g65770. Gene Ontology annotation, molecular function: protein binding. NCBI's taxonomy places the organism in Eukaryota, Viridiplantae, Streptophyta, Magnoliopsida, Cucurbitales, Cucurbitaceae. The record is from RefSeq and is a predicted model, not a curated record.
AUUUAUGGGAAUUCCAUGGAUAGGAUUGAUGCAAUUCCAGUUCCAUCCACGAAUUAAAAAUGGACAACGGAGUGCGGUGGUCGGAACUCCCGCCGGAGAUAUGGUCGGCAGUCGGAAAACACCUUCACAACUACAUCGAUGCCGUCCGAUUUCGCAGCGUUUGCCGAUCAUGGCGGUCCUCUGUUCCUCCUGUCCCCAAAAUAUCUCCUCCUAUUCGUCUCCGAUUUCCCUCCCCAAUCAACACUGCAAGUCUCUUCGUCGACGCCUUCCUCUCCCAAAGUACCUUCUAUCGUCUCGCUCCUCUCAUCCACGAACAGAGCCCUAACUCGUCUUCCUCUAGCCAGAACGGCCGACUGGUGAAGAUGGAGAAAUCGGAGCUCGGUAAGAUGCGGUUUCUUCAUCCUCUGUCCAAGCGCCUAAUCCGAUGCAAUCCGGAAGAACACAAGGAACUGAACUUACUGGAUCUUCGAAUCGACGAAUUAGCCAUAUCGUAUUCGCUCAAAUACACUGAUACUGCUUGUGUUCCUGGAAUCGCUAAAGUCGUGGUGUUCCCUACAUCCAUCGGACCAGACGUUGAAGAUUGUACUGUAAUCGCAGUGUUUGAGGACGGGAAGUUAGGGUUUGCCAGAUCUGGAGACGAGAAAUGGACUCUAAUCGACGAACAGAGUUUCCACUACGACGAUGUGAUUGUCUACAAUCGGCAGUACUAUGCAGUCGAUAGAUGGGGAACUGUUUUCUGGAUCGAUUCAUCGAUGCGAUUGGUACAAUUUUCUCCUCCUCUGAUCGGUCUCGGCCAGCAGAAGCACUUGGUAGAGUGCGGCGGCGAACUUCUGGUAAUCGAUCGGUUCCUCGACAAAGAGCGUUCGGUUCAACAUCCAACCGAUAUCAUGGACGACGCACAUCCAAUGGCGAUUCCAUUUCGACGGCCGGAUAACGAUUCGUCUCCAAGAGCAGUCGAUUUCAAGGCUCAUAAGCUGGAUCAAGAAUGGGGGACAUGGGUGGAGCUGAAGAAUUUGGGGAAUCGAUCGAUUAUAUUGGGGAACGACUGUUGUUUAUCAUUUGAAGCGUCGGAAUUUGAAGGAUGCAAAGAGAAUUGCAUUUACUACACCGAUGUUAACGACAACGAGUUCUCUAAAAGAAGUUUCAGCCGUGUGUUCGAUCUUGAAGGAGGAAGAAUCGGAAACAUAUUGUGUUAUCCUGGACGCAUCGGAAUCUUCAGCCCGCCGCCGAUUUGGCUCUCCAAAUCCCUUCCCCCCCUGAAGGACAUCCUGUUUGCUGCCUCUCCACAUCGCCAUGAAAACUAGCAGCUGGAAGGAAACUGCCGUCUGGAUCAUCAAAUAUCACAGAACCAAGUAUGCUUUCUUCGCCAUUUCUCUGCAAACAUACCAAUCUUCUUGUUUCUGAUCUUUCAAUGGGAGCAGAGAUUCACUCAUAUUAAUUGCUGCAAGUUCAUCAUGUUUAUAAUUUGACCACUGGUAGUGCAUUAUAACAAUAUAUUUGAGCGGCUGGGAGGAGAACGAAUAAUUUCUUAUAAUGGUGUGAGAAGCUCUCCCUAACAGAAGCGCUUUAAAAAUUGUAAGGCUGACGGUGCUACGUAGUGAGCCAAAGUGGACAAUAUCUACUAGCUGUGAGCUUGGAGUGUUACAGAUAGUAUUAGAGUCAGUCAUCGAACGAUACGAGACACUUGUUGGAGUAAGGCUAAACUCUUUCCAUUGUA